Coregonus clupeaformis (lake whitefish) is the source of this 1212-nucleotide messenger RNA. RefSeq names its product ly6 domain containing, pigment cell (gene lypc). The coding region runs from base 410 to 790 and encodes 126 amino acids. The record is from RefSeq and is a predicted model, not a curated record. The transcript is spliced from 3 exons. Lineage: Eukaryota; Metazoa; Chordata; Actinopteri; Salmoniformes; Salmonidae.
CAGCCAUGGCGGAGGAGAGACUUCAGUCUUAUCACUGGACGGCUAAUGUCCUAAUUGAAUCAGAUGUGUGGCGGGGUGGGGAGACGUUUGAAGAUAAUUAAGGUAGUAUCAAGGAAAACGGGAGGCUAUCUUCAGAUCUGUGCAGACGAUGCAUGAAGAGAGAGAAGACUAAAAGUACUGGGAUAAUACCACAAGUUUGUACAGACGCAUCCCCAAACGGACUAUAUCAACACAUUUUACUGGAUAAGAGAAGGUUGCAACUAGUUAUUGUUUUUUUAGACAAUCAUUUAUCUAAAAACAUUAACUAGAUAACGACGAAAAUAGAAAGGUCUUGAGGCGCUGGUAAAGCAGUCAAAUCAAAGGGAAUACAGGAUAUUGUCUUUGUUUGGAGAGAGACAAAAAACAAGUGAUGUCACAGCUUCUAUGCCCUCUGCUUUUCCUGUGUCUGGUACCAUCUGUGGUUGCUCUGUUUUGCUUCACCUGUGUCUUCCCUGCCAUAUCCCCACUGGACUGCAUCAAGUUCCCUCAGAAGUGUCCUCCAGGUCAGCUAUGUCUGUCCAGCAAAGCUGUGGGGAAGCGUGGAGAGUUCAGUGUGACGCUGUAUGAGAAGAGCUGUGUCCUCUCCGCCCUGUGUGGCCUGACUGGUGAGAAGUACGCUAUGGGCCUCAACUUCACCUUCACCAAUGAAUGCUGUUCCACCCACCUGUGUAAUGGAGCUGCAGCCCCCGCUGCCCUCUACUGGACUGGCUCUGCUCUCUCUCUCCUCUCAUUCACUCUCUCACUGUGUUGAUUUACCCAUCUUUAAAGAAAAUGCUACUGUCGCUAAAUGUAUAAGGAAAACAUGACCACAUUUAGUUGCCUAGCGUCGUCGAAACGUUUCAAAUAGAAAUGUGAUGAAUAGAGCUGGCAUGAUUCCUUGUUCUAAUUUUCGGAGAGGCAUGUUUGUUCAACAUACCGUAUUUCUAUCUGUCCGUUCCAAAACGUUGUAUUCUGCUGAACGUGGCCCAGGUGUUUAACGCAAUAAAGGUGUGCUUUCUGUACAUUAAAUAUGGACAGAGGAUAUAUUUUCCAUUGAACUGACCAUUUUCUAGAGUUGAGCAAAAAUAAUGUGCUUAACACUUUUUUUAUUUUACAUCUAGGCAUAGAAUUAACAAUAUCCCACAUGUAUAUGUCAUUAAAGUUGAAAAUGAGAGCUAACAACGUACAAAGCAU